Colletes gigas is the source of this 2197-nucleotide messenger RNA. It is a transcript of the gene Alp4, whose product is annotated as alkaline phosphatase 4. Bases 158 to 1777 code for a protein of 539 amino acids. The record is from RefSeq and is a predicted model, not a curated record. The transcript is spliced from 8 exons. Gene Ontology annotation, molecular function: alkaline phosphatase activity. Gene Ontology annotation, biological process: dephosphorylation. NCBI's taxonomy places the organism in Eukaryota, Metazoa, Arthropoda, Insecta, Hymenoptera, Colletidae.
UCUCGCGGACUAAUCUUCCGCUUCUGCUUCCACGCUCGGAGAAUGGUCCGGUGCGAGACACGUGCUUGACGACACAGCGUGCGACCACAGACCCGUCAGAUCCACGGCUACGAUUCUCCGGCCACGAACGGAAGAGAGGAUCACAGGCUCAACAAACAUGAAACGAUUGGUUGUACUGGUUUUCACCCUUCUGGGAUUUCUCGGCUCCGACGCCCUUCCGCGGGAUGCGAGCACUUACGAAGAGAUGUCCUUUUGGCUGAAAUCUGGACAGGAAAAUCUCCAGAAGAAUCUAGCUUACAGGAAUAUCGAACACAAGGCGAAGAACAUAAUUAUAUUCAUCGGAGAUGGUAUGGGUCUAUCUACGAUCACGGCUGGCCGUAUAUUCACAGGCCAAGCCAAGGGUACGACCGGAGAAGAAUAUAAACUGGCUUUCGAGAAGUUCCCCAACACUGGAUUGUCCAAGACGUACAACACCGACAAGCAGGUGCCAGACUCCGCUGGAACGGCCACCGCGAUCUUUUCUGGCGUCAAAUGCCGCUACAGGGUGAUCGGGUUGGAUACCAGAUCGCGAUAUAACGAAUGCGACAAAUCCACCAACGAAGUUAGCAGGCUGUCGACGGUCGCUGAUUGGGCGCAACAAUCGGGCCUGGCCACCGGGUUCGUCACCACGACCAGAAUCACUCAUGCUACGCCAGCUGGAUUGUACGCUCAUACCAAUAAUCGCGAUUGGGAGUGCGAUACCUCGAUACCGAAAAAGUACACAAACUGUGUAAAGGAUAUAGCGAGCCAGCUGAUCGAAGACGAACCCGGAAGGAACUUUCAAGUGAUGAUGGGCGGCGGUGCACAACACCUGGGUUUACCAAUGGAACCGACAGACCCCGAUACGUGCUUCAGAGGAGACGGACGAAACUUGGCGGAGGAAUGGGCGAGCAAGAAUCCCGACGGGAAGCUAGUGACCAACGCCGACGAACUGAUGUCCUUGGACAUCAGCAAUACUUCGAAGAUUCUAGGAGUUUUCUCCUCCAGUCAUCUUCCCUAUCACACGAUGAAAACAGCGGAGACACCGAGUUUAGCCAAUAUGACGUCGCAAGCCAUCAGGCUGCUACGAAAGAACAAAAACGGUUUCCUCUUAAUGGUGGAGAGCGGGAAAAUAGACAUAGCCCAUCACCGCAACUACGCCAAGCUGGCGCUACGAGAAGUCUCAGAGCUCGAGGAAGCCGUGAACGUAGCGUUGAGGCAGCUCAAGGUGGAGGAGACGCUGAUGAUCGUAACAGCCGAUCAUUCGCACUCGUUCACCAUAAAUGGCUACCCGACCAGAGGAAACGACAUCCUCGGGUUCGCCAACGAUCAAUACAAGCCGGAAAUCAAACCCUACGAGACGCUCAGCUACGCCAAUGGGCCAGGUUUCUACCAUCACAGGCGUAACGACAGCAACAACGUCAACGAGACGUGGAUACCCGUGGAGACCGACAAAACUCGCGGGGAACCGUUAUAUCAGAGCAUGGCUGGCAUGUACUUGAAGGAUGAGACGCACGGAGGCGAAGACGUGGGAGUCUACGCGAUAGGUCCCUACUCUCACUUGAUUCGCGGCACCUUCGAACAAAAUUACAUCGCUCAUGUCGUGGCGUACGCGGCGUGCUUCAAAGACUGGCCAUCCCAUUGCGACAACGCGUACAAUCGUUACUAUUACGAGCUGGCGAACUCGGUAAACCCGAUCGCUAGCUCGCCGAUCCUCCUGCUUUCGACGAUCGUGGUCCUUUUGGUCGCCAAAUUUUAGUCGUACGGAGUCGAGGCUACCUCAAUACAACGCACCCCUAAGUUUUUGCCAUCUUCCUUCCCUUUCCCCCCUCUCCGUUCGUUUUUUGGAACUAGUCGAAAUCGAAAGGAUCGCUACAAAGAGCCUGGGAACGUAAAUAAUCAAUGGGGGAGGGAAGAAAGGCCCAAAAGACAGUUUCCCCCUUCUCCUGUUAACAAUCCUCUAGGAGACCCCGGUCUCGACGUAGAACGUGAAAGUUGUCCGCUGUAAAUAAUUCGCGCAACUCGUCUUACACUUAGUGCAACGCUGCUACAUAACACAUACCUAAUAUAUUUAUAUCUGUAUACAUGCAAACAUACAAAUGUCGCGUACAGUACAAGAAUGGAUGACUAUAAAAGAAGAAAAAAAAGAAACAGAGAAACGCUGGAGAAGAUUUGCAAA